AUGUACGCACUUCUCCUCGCUGCGGCGGGGCCUAGCCUGCCACCGCAGGCUGGAAUCCGAGUCUCUCGGCGCGGCGUUUUUGCCAUCGCCGGAUUGACGCCACUGGCAGCCUCUGCUGAGGACGUGGCCAACCUUCUGUACGCAAAGGCAGACGCCUCUGUGUUUGUUGGGACCUACACGGACCCGAUGCAUCCCGGCGGUACGCGGGCCAUAGCCCUCACAGACACGCGGAUCGGAGCUUACCAACUCGCCCGCAUCGUUGGUGGCGGCGGCGAAGGAGAACCGCCGUUGUACGAGCUGCCGGCGAUGAUCUCGCCCGCCCCGGGCAAGAGCGGCGAGUGGCAGAUCACCAUCGACUUUUCACCAAAGGGUGGGCCGAAGGACUUCACCGGGUACUGGGACGGUGACGGCAUCCGUUUCCCACCGACUCCACGGCAGGUGGAGCGUGGCCUGACGUCCGGCAAUAAAUGGCCGAAGACGAGUUGA
This is a messenger RNA of Emiliania huxleyi CCMP1516, 486 nucleotides long. RefSeq lists its product as hypothetical. Lineage: Eukaryota; Haptophyta; Isochrysidales; Noelaerhabdaceae. The record is from RefSeq and is a predicted model, not a curated record. The transcript has a single exon. The coding region runs from base 1 to 486 and encodes 161 amino acids.